Messenger RNA from Podarcis lilfordi (Lilford's wall lizard), 20432 nucleotides. The record is from the annotation of a GenBank genome assembly. Lineage: Eukaryota; Metazoa; Chordata; Lepidosauria; Squamata; Lacertidae.
AUGUCAAUGGUGCCCUUCUCAUUAGCUGUGUGGCUGCUUCUACUGCCUGUGCUGCUACAAGGUGAGUGAUGGUGUGGGGCAGGGGCGCCAGCUUGAAAAUAUUGGGGACCCAGGUAAGCCCCACCCUGCAUAAUCAGUCACAAGACUCAGUGCACAGACACCAUUUGAAUGGCAAUGCCCAUCAACUUGGGAAGCGAGGUGGCCCCCUCAAAUAUUUUAUGGGGGGUGCUGAAGGGACCCUGGUCCCUAGGAGUUGGCUUCUAUGGUGUGGGGAGACAAUGGAGGGAAGGUAAUUGAGGAUGAGAGAAUCAGUCACUUCUCAGGGGAGUUAAAAUGGGAGUAGGAGAAGCACUAAGCCAAAAAAGGAGAUGCAUGGUUUAUAAGUGCAAACAAAGGAGUUUCUCACACACUGGCCUUUCAAGUGGAACUCAUAUUCCUUUCCGCUAGGGAGACAAAUGUAUGUCAGCAGAUAGUGGCCUUGUUCUCAUGUAAUGUUCAACUAUGGUUUGUUAACUAGGGUUUGUUAGCAAACUGUGGUUUGAUGUUGGCUUAACUAGUUUAGCAUUACUAGUGAACCUGGAUAGCGAUUCUUGGUUGAAAAAUGACAGGAUUGCUUAACCAAAGCUGGUCCUCACUCCCCCACCCCCUUGUACUCUAAGGUGUGCUCAUUUGGCUUACUUAUGGCUCUUUCUCUUUGACAAGUUGGACUAGCAGGAUUUGAACUCCAAGUCUCUGUUUUCAUUAAUGUUCUAGUUGUUCUGGAUCAUCUUUCACUGUGUUACAACUGACUUGAUGUGUGUAUGUGUGUGGAAGGUUUUUUUUUUGGCUCAUGGUAGUACUUGGUAACAGACAAUUAGCCUUCACUGGGCCCAAGGUUGGCCCAAGACAUGUAACCACCUGAGGCAAAGAACAAGAUGGUGCCGCCUCCUUAUUCCACAUAAAGAAACCAACUGAACUGGCAGCCAAAUUUUAUUUCAACACUGGCCAUAGGUUCACACCCUUCCACUGCAGCUGAGGAAGCAGAUCAGAUUUAGUCCUGUGACACAGAGGAAAAUGGUGGGCUGGAAGGUGGGACCUCAGGUAAAUGUGUUGAGUGCUAUUGCCCCCUUUUUUUGUAUGAGGCUGACAUUUGAUAACUAUACAAAACACUUACUUACUUACUUACUUACCAUACUUACUUACAUAAAAUACUUAACAUGCUUCAGGAUAGAGUCUUGGUGUUAGAAGCAUGCUCCAGAACUAAAGUCCCAAUGAGUCUCUGUUCAAAUUAAGCCCUGUAAUAAGCUCUACCAAUUUGGCUAGGAAAAUAUACUCAUAACAUAUGUGUCACAAUAUAGAGCUGUAUUCUUUUUUUAAAAUAAUACAUUGGUAACAGAUUGUAACCUGGGCCUCUUCCUCUUUCUCCUACAUAGGCACCUGUUUUUCAGUAUUUGUUCUUCAGUGUCUCUUAUAUGAAAAACUGAAAUGUUUUCCCUUCAUUUUUGUUUUCUACAGAUGCUGCCAGCUCUGAAGCAGGUAGGAACCCCUGUAUAUUUUGUUUUUCCUACUCAACAAUUUCACAGGCUCAUGGAUGGGCUGAACCAAAGGGGAGUCUCAUCAAAAUGUAGGGCUGCUAUAAACCUAAUGAUCAUGCAGACCUCUUGUUAAACAUGAGCCUCCAAGUGGAUUUAGAAAUAUACUUAAUAAAUAAAUAAACUGAAUAUUGCUUCAAUUGCUUCAAUAUAUGGUGAGCAGCCUUGCUGCAGUGAGAGGCAUUAUGGCUCUAAAUAUGAUUGACUGGAAACCAUUAUCAAUAACUGGAAAUGUUCUUUAAAAGGUUGCAUACAAAUAUUUGUUUUUUUGUUUCAGGCAAAGCUUUUUAUGUUUGUUUCUGUAUGUGCUUCAGUGCUGGUGUUAUUGUGACUUAUCUUUUUAAACCCUCUUUCCUUCUUCCACAGUUUGUGGGAAGCCAGCUCAACGAAUUAUAGGGGGUGAACCAGCUCCCUCUGAUGGGUUGUCAUGGCCCUGGCAAGUCAGCAUUUUAUAUCGGGACCAACCUAUUUGUGGAGGCGCCCUCAUAGCCGAGAAGUGGGUCCUGUCAGCAGCUCACUGCUUCCCUAAGUAAGUUUCUGGUGUACUUGGCCGUGAAGGCAUCAUUCAGUUUCACCCUAGAGGCAGCUACAAGGCCAAACUAAUAUUAUAUGCCUAACACAGAGGGCAUCAGUGUGACACCCACAGGCACCAGUGUCCCUGCCAGUACGCCUUAUGGCAUCCACAAAAUGUCUCAGCAAAUAACAUCUCCUGUCUCUUAUAGAUGUGGUGGCCAUUUUGUUUUGUACCUCACAGCCCAGAGCAGCCAUUUUGUGACUAGCACCCAAGCACUUCCUCAACGUUCCCAAUGUGCCCAUUGGCCCAGAAUGACUGCCCAUGGCUGGCCUAACAGCUACUCAGUGCCUUGGCCUUGCCAAAGCAGAGCCUGACAGAGCAAUGAAUAAUAAAGUUAAAGGAAGCAGAUAGCUGGCAGAAGGUAUAGAUUGGGGCUGGGGGAUCUUUUUCAGCCUGGAGGUGGUUGGGGCCAGAGAUGAAUGUCAAUGGAGCAACAGCAGCAGCUUUCACCUUUGUACAGUAGGCUACAUUCAAGCCAUGUAGCUCUGAAUGCAUAUUGCAUAUUUUAAAACAUGCAAAUGGAGACAAGCGUGCACUGACAAGCAUAGUUCUGUCUAUGCCUGAGCAGUAAAUUGUUCAAACUCCAGAACCAAACUCAAAACACAAACUUUAUAGGCUCAAGUUGAAUGCCAUUAAGGUAAAGGAACCCUGGACGGUUAAAUCCAGUCAAAUUUGACUAUGGGGUGUGGUGCUUAUCUCCACUUUUGUACUAUAGUGUCAUCUGAUAUCUGCUGACCACCUGAUUUGGGAGGGCACUGAAAUAACAAAACACAUCAGAAAUUAUGCCAGUAGCUCCCUCUUGGAGGUAAAGAGAACAAGGUGACUUGCCAAUGGUCAGGGAUGUAAACCAAUGGCCCUGCAGAUAUUGUUGGGCUCCUACUCCCAUCAGCCCCAUCCCAUGUGGUCAGUGGCCAGAGAUGUUGUGAGUUUAAGUCCAGCAUCUGGAGGGCCAAAGGUUCCCCAUCCCUGCCCUAUAGCCUGGUUGCAAGAAAUGGCAAGGACUUAUGCUUAUGCACAAUUUAAAAAAACCCAGAGGGAAAGCAAAAAUGAAUGGGUGCUAAUGACUUGUCCGGAGACAUGGAGGGGUCAACCUGGGGUCCUCUGCUUGGAAAGAGCUAUGACCUUUGCUCCACUGGGUUGCUAUGGCCCUAGUCUCCCCUUUAAACUAGACAUGUUGACAUGAGACUGAAUUACAAGGUCUAAGGGCACUCACCUCUUGGAGACCAGUUUAGCAAAGAUCUUGAUGCAUUUUGCUCUUGUUUUUUUCACUUACAGCAUCAAGAGCCAAACUACCCAUUCUGAUGUGGUGCUGGGUGCCUAUCAGCUCCUGAACACUUCAAGUAAAACAGUAACAUCUGAUAUCCAACAGAUUAUCCUCCAUCCCGCCUAUGACAGUGAUAGCUCCAGAGGGGAUAUUGCUUUAGUAGAGCUGAAGUCCCCUGUGAGUUUCACCAAGUACAUUCUUCCCAUCUGCUUGCCAGAGACCUCUGCAAAGUUCUCAGUGGAAGAAAGCUGCUAUGUGACUGGAUGGGGAGAUAUUCAACCUGGAGGUGAGGAGAUGGAGAAGUGCUCCUUCAAGCAAGGUUCUCCUUCAAGCUCUGUUUACUUUCAUGCCAGCAAUGUACACUGCACUUUUAUAGGGCAAUCUGGCUCAGGUGGAAGAUGCUGGAUGAUGCGGUUGAAAUGCUGGAGGAUAGAGGCGGGUAUGAUUUGCAGCCUGGAGUAGCCAAGGAGGUGCCUUCCAGAAGUUGUCCACUGUAAUUCCCAUCAUCCCUGACCAUGGACAAUAAUGUAUUGGGCUGAUGGGAGUUAUAUUCCACAACAUCUGGAAAGCAUCACAACCUCCAAUCAGCCCAGUGCUGAGGCCUAAUGGAUCUUAGAUGGUAAAGUAUUGCAGAGACAAGGGGCCACUGUAAAAAGAUCCUACCCCUAAGAGUUAUAAAUACCUGCAAACCAUGAAUAGUUAGGGCCUCAGGCUGGGUAUGAGGAGAGAAACAUCAAAAGCAGGAAAACAAGACCAUGGAUUACUUUGAAGACAAAGAGUUUUUGCUGGACCUGAGAGUAAACAGGAAGGCAGUAAAGGGAACUAAUCCGAGAAUGCAACUCACACCAACUACCACUAUGUUAUCUGGUGCAGCCAUUACAUACCCGACAAGUGUCCUGGGAAAAACCAGUACUUCCUGUUUUGUCCUGUGAGAGCACAUUUUGGGUUCCGUAAUCUUGCACGAUUUCGUGCCAUGAUCUCUCCUGGACAGAAGUGCUUUUUCAGGUCUGUAAUAUCAUGCAGUGCCCCAAAACAUGCAUUUUGGGGUGUCAGGCUAUUGUGUGACAGCACAGGCCCAAAAAAAGUAUGUAUUUUGGGCUCUGUGAUCUCACGCAGGUCACGUGACUUACACAGGAGCACAGCUGGGAAGACACGUAUCCCGGUUUUAGGACUCAACAUGUUGGAGGGUAUGUCAUUGCAGCAGUGAGAUGGUAUCUACAGGCCUGAAUUUGAGCCAGGCCAGGCCAGAGCUCAACUUCUGGGCUGCCUUGUAAUGGUAGAAAAAUGGCCUUCAGACCCAUGCAUUAGAAAGAAUGUCUGUGAGACAGAAUGUCUGUGAGACAGAGUGCCUUUUGAUAGUAUAAUCAUGUUACUUUGUUGCAGCAAACACACACACACACACACACAGAGAGAGAGAGAGAGAGAGAGAGAGAGAGAGAGAGAGAAGUGCAGCACUUUGAAAACUAGCAAAUAUAUUUAUGGCAUAAGCUUUUGUGGAAUUGUCCACAGAAGCUUAUGCCAUAAUAAAUGUGAUAGUCAUUAAGGUGCUUCAAGACUCAUUGCUGCUUUUAUUAACCACAAAGUAACUACAAAUGAAUAGGACAUAUGAGGAGGCAAGGUUUGAAAUCCAAGCAUGCAACUUUCCAGCACACCUUCUCCCUUUGGAAAAUGGAUGGAGCCAAGGGUAGGGGAUGGUGGAAGUUGUAGUCGAACAGCUUCCAGAGGGUCACAGGUUCCUUGUUCUCCAAGUUAGAGUUUCACAACAGUCUGGAAGCUAACAGUGCUACCACUUUUCUCACCAGUAGAUGGUGAAAGUGAACCCUCUUAUACAAUUCUAUAAGCAGAGCGGAAGGAAAAGGCAAUCAGCUGGCCACUUAAUCAUACCUUAUUAUUGUGCCUGGUUUUUUAUCAGGAAUUGAUGUUAAAAUGCAGAUUUCUUUCUCUGUAUGCUGUAAAGUUUCGCACAUGUCUGGGCAGUGCUUUGCGAUAUCUCAGAAACCAGUGGUCAGGGGAGAUGGACGCAGUCACUAUUUGCUUUUGCCUUCCUCCGUCUAUAUUAAAUGCAGAAUGGACAAUGUAAAAUAGGCAGCUAUUAGAGUAUACAUUGGGAUAAGAGAUAUAAUUGGGAUGGGUGGCUAUCCACCUGAUCACAUCCCUAAUGAUACAUUUGCUUCCUCUUACAGUGGAAUUGCCACCCCCACUAACCCUCCAGGAAGUGAAAGUGCCACUCAUAGACCGAGAAAAAUGCAAUUCUCUCUUCAACGCUACCCAGCAUGAACCACAACUCCAUAAUCCGGUCGGCCCUGGUAUGAUCUGUGCUGGCUACCAAGAAGGAGGCAAAGAUUCCUGCCAGGUAGGAUGCUCCAUAAGUGUGGUUGGCUGUGGUGGGCAGGAGCACCCCAGAAAAGGAGGGGACAGGCUCCAAAGGUCUAGCUCAGGUAUGGAGAACCUGUGGCCCUCCAGACAUUGUCAUCCCCCCUGAUCAUUGGCUCUGCUGGCUGGGGCUGAUGGAAGUUGGAGUCCAACAACAGCUGGGAGGCCACAGAUUUUUCCAUCCUUUGUCUUGGUUUUAUUCACAGGGCCAGCAGUUCAGAAAUGUAGCCUUCUCAGAAGAUGAGUACAGGCCUACUUAAAUAGACCUGACAUGAAAAUGCAAUAUGUCAGCCUUGUAUUUUAGCAGUGGGGUAGUAGACAUAGGUGGCAAGGCAUUACAUGCAAGCUAGUGAGCAGGCUGGCAGAGGAGAGAGAGGGUGCUCCAUCUCUAAUCUGUAUCCACCAUAGAAGCCAAGAGGUCUGCUGGAGGAGGCAAUUUCCACGCUCCAGGCCCUGCAUUAAAAUACAGUGGGCUGCUGCGAUAAGGACUGAGCUGUUUGUCUCUCCUCUCCUGGCCCACAGCAAGCAUACAUUUUUGCAGGCCCACAGCAAGCUAACAUACAUUUUUGCAGGCCAGUAACAUUGGAAGACUUCUUUACAGGGCUGCAUUAUAUAUUCAUUAAACUGAAACUGAAAGUCUGGACCAGGGAUAGAAGGAUCUGUCAAUUUCGGCUUUCAGCAUUUUAGUGUGAAUUUCUCCCAAUAAACACAAUUUCAUUUGCCGUUUUGACAAAUAUACAUGUCUGUGCAAGCAAUAUUUUAAUAAUAUAUGCAUCUUUGUUAACAUUGUUUAGUUGGAGAACUGAAUCACAAAAUUCAGAUAUGUGCGAAUUUCAAUAGAUAGCUAUGUUUCAGUUCCCAUAUUGUUUUGGGAAAUUCAAAUUUGGUCGUUUCAGCCUUAUUCAUAGUUUCUCCUCCAUACCUUAGCCAUUUCUCCAUUACCUUAGUCUAGCUGGGAGAUGGUUCCUGAACUAUACAUGAGGACAAGACCAGAUCUGUAAAGGAAAUAAGCAUAAUCUGUUUUGAAACCAGUCUCCAAAACCCGCUCUCAGGAAGCUUCCUGUAACUGUGGACUGACUGCUAUCUCUCUCUCCACAGGGUGACUCCGGGGGACCCUUAUCUUGCCCAUGUGAUGGACAUUGGGUCCUGGCUGGGGUUGUGAGCUGGGGGAUAGGCUGUGGCCGCCCUGGUCUCCCUGGUGUCUAUUCUUCAACCCCUUUUUAUGCCACUUGGAUCUCCCAGCAUAUACCCAAUAUGACCUUUGCGGUGUGUGGAAAGGGUGGGACUACAAGUGGGAAAAGUGAGGUGAAUGGCAGAGAACAGAAUUCCGCUGUUGUGACACUCCUCCUAGUGUUUUUUACAUUGACCCUUCUAUGAGAUGCUCCUCUCUCUGCCUUCUGCCCAUCUACUGAUGGGUUAUGUGGAAUUUGUUCAGAAUUUGGGCACAGAUGCAUUUAAAUUGCUUUACUGAUCAGUAGUGAUUUAAGUCCUAUAUGCUCUGACAAUUUAUUCAACCAAGGGUUCUGGUUUGGGGACGCAACAGGAACACAGGCCACUCACUGCCUUAUAGCAAGACAGACUGUCAGUUCAUCUAGUUUAGGAUUUUAUACCCUUGCCUGGCAGUAGCUCUCCAAGGUUCUGACAGGAGCCUUUCCCAGCCCUACUGGGAGAUGCUGGGAAUUGAACCCAGUGGUGGAGCAAGCCAAUCAGGCGACUGGGGUGGCAUGCGUGCUCUGCGCCCAGAGGCAGGGCCACCACACGUGGGGGUGGGGUCAGCUGCCCACGGGGCGGGGCCAGCCAGGGCAGGACGCUCCAUGGCACCUCUGAGGAAUCUGCCGCCCUACAGCUGAGGGGGAGGCGGCGGGUGGACCAUUUGGGGCAGCAUGGAACCUGAGGGCGCCCAACCCACCACGUCACUCCCAGGAGAGACAUGUGGCUUAGGCACGCUGCAGGCCCCGUGGUGAGUGCCGCCUGGCAUUUUGUCACACACACACACACACACACACACACAGUGUUGACACCCGGGGUGACCCACCCCCACCACACACCCCUUCUUCCACCCCUGAUUGAACCUAAGACCUUUUGGAUGCAAAGAUCAAUAUUCUUUUAAUCUGUUGAAAGAGUUAAACGAUGUGGUAAGAAGCCGCAAAGAAAUAUGGUGCCCAGAAUAGCGGGGUUGUAAUUUAUCUUCAGUUCAAUAUUAUAAUGUUAAUUCAUAUAAUUUUAUACUUCUGCUUGUUUGUACUUGAUCAAAGAAUUGUUAUAUGGUAUUUAUAAAUAUUUGUGAAUAUUUUCUUGCUAUUACUCUGUAUAUAUAGUUGCUGUAUAUUUUGCUUUGCUGAACCUGUUGAAAGAAGUACCCAGAAAUACCCAGGAUUAUUAAAAUGAGCAAUUGGACCAACUUUCUGUGGGGGGGGUGCACACACAUACUUUUGAGGAAGUACCUUCUUUUGGCACUUUCUACUUCAUACUCUAGAGAGCAUUCAAUAUAUCUCAUAGCCCAUUGGUGGUCCACAGGCCACAGUUUGGGAAUCCACAGUUUAGGAGAAUGUGGAACAUCACCUGAAGGAGUAAAUUGACACUUUCAAGAUGCUUCUCCAGAAAGAAGACUGAUAAAUUCAUUGGGAAAUGGAGACUGAGUAGUUUUCUGGGCACAUCAACACCACAUGUUUGAGGCACUCUUAUAUCACUUUAACAGAUAUGGGUUCUUCCUCAAGAACCCAGAGAACUGUAGUUUAUUAAGGGUGCUGACACCACACAACUACAAUCCCCAGCUUCCUUACCAAGCUAUGAUUCCCAGGAUUCUCCAUUACUGUUAAAAUGGCAGAAGAGCGCUUUAAAUGUAUAGAGUGGGUGUAAUUGUUUCAAAAUAAGGAUAUCCUUGGGAUUUCUUCUCAGUGUUACAGUAAGCCUAGCUCCUCCUUGUUGAGGUUUUAUUGUAAAAAUUACACAUUAAUGUAAAUAAAAAGAAAAAUGAAGCAUAUUUGUAUUUUACUAUUUCCUAUACAUUGUAUAUUACACACCGAAUCCAUUCCUGUGUGAUUGAUCUCAGUUGUUUGUGGCGUACGCUUUUCUGUUGGUCUGGCAAGUGGGCAUAUUACCAGCCCUUGCAAUAAAGUUGAGUAUCAAUUGUUGAGAGAGAAAUGACAAGAGAAGGAAAGGAGAAUGGGAAAGAAAGUAAGUGGCUGUUUUGCUUCGGGGUGGGGUAUACUACCUUUUUAUUUUCAUAUGCUUACAAUUAUUUGCUUAGUGGGGGAAUCUCGGAAGUAUGUGAAAAUCCCUACUUUGUCUGUGGUUGGUCUAUUUCACUGAUAGGCUUGAUGCCACCAAGUUCACAAUUUGCACAUACAAUUCAUACACUAAAGACGUAUCUCUUUGUCCUGGCCUCUGAUACCUAAAUAUAUUUUCAGGACCCACCUUGCUCUUCUGAUUGUUAAUUGCUUUAAAUGACUUUAACAUUGUAUCUCUGUAUUGUUGUAAGCCAUCGUGGGACCUUUCCAUGAAGGGUCAAAUCAAUCAAUAUAUUUCUGCACCCUUGAGGAAUCCUCUAAUUAUUGAUUGAUUUGUUAAAUUUUGAUGCUGCCCUUUAAUUGAGUUACUGAUUUGGAUACUCCUGUAGAAAAGUAGGGUUCAGUCAUGUACUGAAGUGAACCGUAAGUGCAGAAUUAUCCUCCUUUCAAUUUCUUUGCUCUACCAAACAGAGACUAGAUUUAUUUUUCUUCCUGUUUGCCAUACUGAGUAUACAGUACAAAAGUAUCAAUUAAGCUUUUGUCCAGUGUUGCUGAAGCUGAUUAUUUAUUUAUGCAUAUUUACUCACUCAAAAAACCUAUGCAAAUACAGCUAAUAGUCAGCACCAAAGAAAGGCUAUUACAGUAGUUGUUCUGCACAGUGUAAGCUGUGUGCAUGUGUAUUCUUUCUCUUAGUUGAAUAACACUGCAAUCCUACUUUGACUUACCUGGGAAUAAGUCCUCAUGGCAGAGUAAGAUGGCCAGUUCAGGUGGCAGGUGCCGAGGGGUGUGGAGUGACUAGAGCUCAGUGGAUGCUAGUCCAUUAGGCCGAACGGGCCAUUGCCCCACCAACCUCAAUCUGACCUCAGCAAGCCCACAUAUCUUACUUCCAACCAGUCCAUGGGGUGCCACUGGCUGUCAGCUUCCUCUUGCUCUUCUAGAACUCAGCAGGGAGCAGGGGACCAUUUUAGAAUUAGUUGGCUCUGUUAGUCAUUAACUCAGGCUCCACAGACUGUUUGGGCUCCCUGCUCCUAUCCCACUAGUCCCCAGCCCCCACUGCUGUGCAUGCUUUAUUUUCUGUCCUACCCUGUGCUAUUUUUCUAGAAAAGGAGGUGCUGAAACUCACCACAAACUCCUCCCUUGUUCUCUUUUAAUAGCAAUGGUGCACACCUGAGAGGUGCCAGAACUGAGUUUUUGUGAGUUUCAGCUGCAAAAAAAGCCCUGGUCCUACACCAAGUGCUUUUUUGUGACACUAUUCACUGGUAUAGUGAACCUUCCCAUCCAAUUAUUAUUAUUAUUAUUAUUAUUAUUAUUAUUAUUAUUAUUAUCCCAUUUCCUUACUGCCCAUGGCAGCCAUUUUGUGCUGGCAGCCUGUCUUGCCAAAUGCAAGGUGGUUCUUUUAAAAUGAUAUUCAGAAGCAAUACAAAAUACACAAGUGAGUGAGAAGAUUAAAGAUUUUAUUCUAAAACAGCAAGCAAUGUAUACAUACCAAGCAAGCACUUCAAUCUGCCACCUGGAAGCCCUCAAUCAGCGUCAAAGCUACUCCCCUCAGGUAGUCUCAGUUUGCAUGGCCCGAUCAGUCCAUGCAUGAAACUCUGCCCAAACUGUCCGAUUUUAUAUACAGCCUGUGUGGCUUCCAAGACUAGCGACGUACAAAUCGUCCAUUAGCCACCCCCUCCCAAUGCCUCACUUUCUCAAAACAUGUCAAACAUGAAAGAAGGUACCCAGCACAUGUUAGGAAUGCAUUCUUUAAAGAAACAGCUAAGGUUCCUUUAAACUUUAAAAAGCAUUCCAGAAGUUUCUUCAAUGUGUGGGAGUGCCCACUUAAUUGGAGUCAGCUGAAGAUGCAGUUAAAAGAAGGAGCUAUGAGUUUGCCAUUUGAGGCACGAAGAAAGCACACACACACACUGAGUAUAUACUGUGCUGGAGAGAUAUAGAGGGCAUGUAAAUAGUUUGUUCCUGCCAACCUAGCAGUUCGAAAACAUGCAGUGCAAAUAGAUAAAUAGGUACCACUCUGGCAGAAAAGUAAACGGUGUUUCCGUGCACUGCUCUGGUUCGCCAGAAGCAGCUUAGUCAUGCUGGCCACAUGACCUGGAAGCUGCACGCCGGCUCCCUCAGCCAAUAAAGCGAGAUGAGCGCAGCAACCCCAGAGUCGGCCACGACUGGACCUAAUGGUCAGGGCUACCUUUACCUUACUAAAUAGUUUGUAUAUAUUUGUAAUAGAAAUUCUUGUGCAACCAGUCAAGCAAUAAAGAAGCUCUUGGCUAAGGACUUUGACUAUGACUACUGUUCUUGUCAUCUGCCACCAGGGAAAUACUCUGCUGUAAACAGUAAGAUGAUUUUUUGCUGAGGUGCCACCACACAAGCAGAAGGCGCAGCAGAAGUGUGUGGGUGGUAACCUCCAGUAGCACCAUCCUCCACAACUGAUAAGGCAGCUGUGGGGGGCUUCACCUCCUCCCAGUGUUCCCAAAACAUUUAAGACUGUUCUCAAAACAUUCAUAUUGACAUUCCAUGGGGGUGGUGGAACAGAGGCCGAAAGAGCUCCAUGUCAGACCAAUAACUCCUAGAUACAUUUUGUCUUCCAGGUGCAUUUCCCAUACACAGCCAUGGCACUUUUAUCAAUAAAGCACUGCCUACACCUCCUAAGCUAGCCUGCUGCCCUUGUAAAAAGUGAAGUAUACUUUCCCAUCACCGUUGUUGAGUAAGAUUCAAGUGUCUGUCCAGUUGGUUUCUGCCCAUGGGAUAAGGUACCAUCUUCUCCUUUCCCUCAGGCUGCAAUAUGUCCUGGGCCAGUCAUGGUAUUGAAAGCCACCAAAGAAGUCCAGGAGAACAAGCAGGGUCUCGUUUUCAGACCUUUUUGUGAUUUCAAUGGAUUCACAUUGAGUAUGACUAACAGUCAAUCUCACCUGAUAUUCAGCCCAGUUAUGGCCUGUAUGGGUUGCUUUAGACAUUUCCUUCUCUAUGGUCUGUCUCUGCUCUCUUGGAAUCAACUCUACUGUUGCAACCUUCUCACUUUGCAUACAAAGUCACACCCUUUACGGCAUGUGUGUGACAAAGAAAGAGGGGGAACCAGGAAACUAAUAUGUUUGUUUUGAAUGACGGAACAUAGUGCUACUUCAUAUGAAGAAUGCACUUGGUGCAUUUAAAAAGGGUGAUCUCUCCUUCCCUCUAAAACUAACUGCUUCUGCUAGAAGUACAGAGUCUUUUCUGGCCAGCUCUGAAAAAGCUAGGUAAGAAUGAUAAAUACUAGGAAAGGAUGUUUGUAUAUUUGAAACGCAAUGGCAGAGUCAUGUGAGAGGGCCAAACCAGAUGCUACGUAGGAGAUCUAUGGCUCCAUGCAUGUCUCUCCAUGCAUAAUUUCCUCCCAAACUGAUUCCCCAGAUCCAAAUCCACAGUGCCUUGAAGCUGCAAUUACCUACAGAGGGUGAGCGUAGGAGCACAAUUUGGGUUAAAUGGCAAGACCCAGUACUGGAUGGCUGAAAUAUAUUGUUCCUGGCAAUCAUGAAAUUAGGAGCUGUGAUGAUAUGCAUUUGUCUUUUAAAUGUUUUAGACGUUUAUUCGUUGUUUUUAGAUCCUUUUAAAUGUUUUACAUUGUUCUUAACAUUUACUAUGUAUUUACUUUAUUUUUUUAAUCGUAUUGUAUUUUCAUUAUACUGUAUUAACAUUGUUGUUACAUUUGGGUGUUUGCUGCCCUGGUUCCUUUUAAAAGAACUGUAAUAAAAGCAUGCAUAGAUGGAAACUUUAUUUGCAUUAGCCACUAGCCAUAGCAAUAAGAAAAAAUAUACUGGGGAUAGAACUAAAUAGUUAGGUAUACAAAAUACAUUCUGGAGGUCUACAUCAAUACAAAUGACAGAACUGAUACAUGAUCCUUUAACCACAGAUAAAACAUGUGAGCCAAUAGGCUUUAUUUUUAUUUUUUUCCCCUAAGCUGAGGAAUAUUAGAAAGUUAAUCAAAUAAUAGAUUUUAUUUUAAUUGCCCCUGCUAAAAAUUUUGCAGUUUUUGCUGUCACCUGGUUAUCUUGAUCUACCAGAAGAAAGACACAGUAGCAGUGCUUGAACAUCCUGGUUUGGGUAGUAGUAGAGGGGUAAUAACCUCACUCCUCAAAUCUUUAUAGAGAGUACAAUCUAGCAGUAAUAAAUACAUAAGCAGAUUGUUGGCACCCGUCUGUCUCCAGAGACAAUGAAGUGUGCCUCCAGGCCUGAAGUCAAUCCACUGCAAUAGCAGCACCAAAGUGACCUCCCUGGAGCGCAAGCCGUGGCAGUGUGGAUAGGGGUCCUGUGCUGUCUCUCAAGACGGAUGAUUGUUAUUUUGCAAGCUGGAUUCAAUUGCAUAAGCAGCACAUUCAGGUUGUCCAUAAUAAACCCACUCCCUCCAAAACUGGAUGUUUUUGUGAUAAGGAGAAUGAAAGGAAAUGCACUAGAAAGUGUGGGAUGACAUUUGCUUCUCACCAUGCUGUCUAACUUCCUAGCUAAAAGAAUUAGGACUAUUUAUCCACAAACAGGUUGUCUGUAAGUGACCAUAGCUGGUGGCAAGUAUGAAGAAGGAGGUCUCCACCUUCAUUUCCAUGUUUGUGGACUUAAUGUGAAAGAUAAAAGGUGGGUGGGGCUUCUGGAGAGUCUCAUCUUCUCCCCCUUCUCCCUAUUCCAAACAAGCGGGGAGCUGGUUCAGAUGUGGAUAUCAAUGGGGAAAGUGUAUACAUGCCUUGCCUCCACCUGUGUGCAUUCUCAGAUGUUGGCAGAGAUUUGGGAUGCUGCUGCUUCUGGGAUCCAGAGAUUGCAGGGACUUGGGGCUUCUGUGCUGCUUCUCCAGACUCAGCAACAGACAGGCCAAUGACAGGAGCACUACCUUUUCAUUGCUGAUAUUGUGUUUUAAUAGUACAGCUCCUAGAGGACAGUCAGAUUGAAAUAAAACAUCUGUUGUCUGGAACUGACUGGAGCUGAACCACUCAGAGAAUACUUCAGAAGGACAGCAAUGCCAAUUGUUACUUCCGCAUUGACAGUGUGGCUUCUACAGCUGACCAUGCUACAAGGUGAUUGAUGGAGUUGGGGAAGUGCUUGGAGAACAGUUACUCCAGGGUUGAAAGUUGUGAGGGCUCCUGGGAAAUCAUACCUUCUCUGUGCCCAUAUUUUUCCAGGGACAGUCCCAGAUUUACAGAAGCUAUACCAGUUUCUGAUUUGAUCCUGGAAUGUCCCACUUUUCCUUAGGACGUCUGUUCUUCCCAACUUAGAUAGUUCCAGGGUAUAUGCCAUAACAUUAAAAGAGCUAAAGUACUGAUGAGCCCAGGUUUAAAUGUGGUUCUGAAUACAUCUGAAUACAUCCCCUGAGAACCAUGUUUCAGAAUGAACUCUUGGCACAAUUGUCAAAGGUCUUAAUUUUUCAACCAAUUGGGAAAAGAUUGGCUACAUUCGCUGACAUAUGCACAUGAUGCCUUUUGCCCACCCGACACAGUCUAUUUGCUCCUCCCCUCACCGCAAGCUGUGAUUAAAGUAGGAAGCUUCUAAGGAAUCUUCAUGUUUCAUGUUUUGUCCAAACCAGGGAACUAUGGUUACCAAAUUCAGAGAUAGCCAGGCAAUUAAACCACUAUCAACCCACUUUUUUAUAACCUGGUUUGUUUAAAAGUGAUUAACGAUACUAACCUGAUUCUCAGAACAUGGAAUAUUAGUUAACUAGAGGCUUCUUGCUUUGAGUGUGGCAUGCCCAAAGAGAGGAGUGAAGGGGCUCUGUUCUCAAGCAAGAAUUUGUGCAUACCUUGGCUUGUUGAAUCGAGACAUGUUUGUCUGAAGUGGGCCAGUGUAAACAAGUUCCCUUCCCCCUUGUUCAUACAUACAAUCCUACACUGUGUCAUUCUUCUACAAUGACUCUUACCUGGGGUAUCUUCUUUCUUUAUUUUCCUCAGGUGCUACAAGCUCAAAAGCAGGUAAGAGUCGUUCAGUACAUUGGAAGGAGUUUUUCACAGGAAUCUCUGUGGAGGAAACUAAAGAAAAGGCCUCCUAAAAACCAGAGGUCUUGUAAUCCAACAUCCUCACCUUAGACAGGAUACUUCUUAAUAUGUCGCAUUGAUAUGAGGAAGAUAAACCCACAACAAGCUGAUGUUUCCACACCCCAAGUAAAGAGUAGAGCAAACAAGGCGCCGCAUUCUAGAUGUGAUUGCAUGGUCUUCAUUAAGAAUUGGUUUUAGGUGUCCAACUUCCUUAAGCCAUGGUGCCAAGCUGCACGCUGUAAUGCCAGGGUGGAGGAAAUAUUCAAGUCCUCAAGAUUCUCCUCAGUUCAUGCCCCCUCCAAAGACCACACUACUUUCCCCAUGUGACCCACCCUCACCAGCCAGCCAUUCAUGCUGUCCUUGGGCUCUUCUGCCUGCUUGGAAUGUGUCCUUCAACUGUGCUACCUUUUUCUUAUCUGGAUGGAGAGAUGUCAGUGAGGGGAUGCAGAAGCCUCUGGACUUUUGCGUGGCUGGAAUGUGCUCUACUUUACAAAGGUAACAGUCUCAAUUCCUUUGCCCACUAAGCUGUGGAAGAAAGGCCCACCCAUCAAGCAUCUCACAUGAAGAAUCUUAAAAUGACUCUUGCCAUCUUAAUCUCUGACCCAUGGAAACCAAAAACCCCAGGGUUUUACAUGGUUCUACUUCUAGCUAUGGUGAUGGAAGACGUAUGGGAAAAAGGGAUGCCAAAACUGAGAGCUAAGAGUCCAGGACUCAUGGAUUCCACUACCACAUAUAUGAGUAAGGAUGGAUGAGAAUUUUAAUUCGGUUCACAUUUAAAGGUAAUUAAAAGCCUAGUUUGCACUUUCUCAAGCAGUAAGCAGUAUAUGUGAAGCAAAAUACAACCAUACUUCAAACUUCACCCUUUUCCUAAUUUUGCACUGCAGAAAUUAAACUGCUGUAAAUGUGCCAAGAAAUAAAAAAGUCAAUUUCACUUACCAGAUGAAAUGCCCAUUAAACCCAAGAGAAUCAAUGACAAGAAAUAUGGUUUUAAAAUCUGCAAAAAACCUACUUGUAAAUUAAUUUUGUUUCUUCGUGUUUUCCACCUCUUCUGCUACAUUACUUCCAUUAUGUGUGUGCUGCAAACCGUAAUGGCAAAUCCUCUUAUUUCCUCUUCCACAGAGAGUGGGCAGCCGAUAAAUGCUCCAAAAAUAGUUGGGGGCCAACCAGCCUCUGAUGGGUCAUGGCCCUGGCAAGUCAGCAUUUCGCUGUUUUCUUAUCCUGUUUGUGGAGGCUCCCUCAUAGCCGAGCAGUGGGUCCUGACAGCAGCUCACUGCUUCUUCUAUGGGUGAGUAUCAUACAGUAUGUAUUGCUUUGCAGCCAUUAUAAAGCUUCACCAUACAAGGCCAGACUAAUUUCAGCUGCCUACCAGUCAGCUUCCUGGUGUCUUAGGCCUCAGCUGCACCAGACACUUAAAACACUAUCAUACCACUUUAAACAGCCAUGGCUUCCCCCACAGAAACCUGGGGACUGAAGUUUGCAGAGAGCUGUGAAGAAUGACCGCUCCCUGCUUAAAACGGGGGGCGCCCUUUGCAUGGACGCGCGCAGCCCCUAGAUCUGGAGCGGCCCCAUCAGCAUAGGCUUGGCUUUGCCUUCCCUCAGGUGGGAUACCUGGAGGUCUCCGCCUACCUCGGUCAGUUGUCCAAUCCCACCUAGGGGAAGCGUUGCCAAGGAGACCAGGCCAGGGAGGGGAGGGAUUACCUGCCCACACAAUAGAGGGAGGAUCUUACCUGGGAAUCCUCACUUGGCUCCAGAGCUUCUCCCACCCCACCCACCCUCAGUUAAUGUCUUAUUUGCAGGUUAACUUUUCUUCACAGGUAUGCGGGCGCUGCUACGUUAAGGUCGCUGUUAAAGGGCCGGAAAGGAAUUUCCCUGCACUGGCAGGUUUCGCCUUUCCCGUAGCAAAACGUCACAACUUUGGCGGUAUCAGGCCUUGGGCGGAAUCCUUUAGUCCAUCUUCCUCUUUGCGGCGGCGAUACCAGGGUUCCCCGUUAAAGGGGUUUCUGAAGGGAGGCUUUGACCGUACGCCGAAAGGUCGUCAUUGCUCUCCCCUGCGGCGGCGGCGUAACAGGGGCAGCUAUCUCUGCUUGAACAUAUGUUCUCCAGAGCCGGCCCAUCCCCCCCACAUACACUGGAUAACCCUGAAGCUCCCUAGGUCCCCGGCUGGGGACUGGGGAGGGAGAACGCCCAAUGCCUGAGCCAAGGUCUACCCACAUUUGAAAUUUAAUAAAGUUGUGGCCAAUUUAAUCCCAUAGCAUGUUGUCAUGAGUCGUUAUUCCACAUGACGGGGGGACCGCGCGGGAUCUGGGGACUCCGCCUGUCCACGCAAAGUCCUGCUCCUCACACAGAACUACUGUUCUCAGAAUGGUUUCAAAAUCCAUCCUUCUUCCCAGGGAAUUGAACUCUUGGAAUUGUAGCUCUUUGUGGAGUAUACGGUUAGGGUGAGCCGCAGGAAAUCAAAUGUCAGCCAAAUCUUUUGCCCUUGUAUUCACAGAACGGGGCCCAGGUUCCGAUACAAUGUCCUCCUAGGUGCCCAUCAGCUCUCAAACCUCUCUGAUAAUGCUGUAGCAUCUGCUGCAGAACAGAUUAUCCUCCAUCCUGACUACAAUGGCAGUAUUGACCACACAGCAGAUAUUGCUUUAAUCAAGCUGAAGUCGCCUGUGAGUUUCACUGACUACAUCCUUCCCAUCCGCCUGCCAGAGUCCUCUACAAGCUUCUCUUCAGAAGAACACUGCUGGGUAACUGGAUGGGGAGAUAUUCAAACUGGAGGUGAGGGGUUCUCUUUGUAGCACUUUUUCAGACUCUGUGACUCAUUCAAAUGAACAGCUCCGGGGCAUGGCAUUGGGGGGAGGGUCCACAGGGGUGGUUGCCCUGGGCACAAAAUUGUUAGGGACACAACAUUUCAACAUCCAACGCUGCCUCAAUACAUCUGUGCACUUCCGUCACUGGGCUCUGUUGAAAACGGUUUCUCCAUGCAAACCAGGAAGUGACCUCUCCAGACAACAGAACAACUCUUCUUUUCUUAUCUCUGUUGCUGUGAUCACCUGGGCGACGUGGAUGCCGUUAGGUGGUUGAAUGCACGUGUGUACUCCAUCCAUUUCCCUCACAAAAGUAACAUAGAAAAAUGCAUACCAGAAUGAAAUUUGCACUAAAAUGCUGGUGAAUCUCCAUGAGGAUUUUUUAAAAAGAAUUGCAAAAUGAACAUUCUCCCCCCCCCCCCGGGCCAAUCCUACCAUUAGGCAGAGUGGUACUGGUGACUCAGGUGGUGAAGGGUGUGGAGCAGUCAGAACUGUAGGCGUCAUGUGAUCUGCCUGCGCUCUCAAACUAGCCCAGUACCCUCAAGUGCAGUGGAGGAUUCUGUCCCACUGCCUGUGUUAAAGAAAACACCAGUAUUGUUCGUGGAAUCUCAGAGGGAGGGAAUUUGAUAUUUUGCCUCAAACAGCAAAAUGUAUUGGGCUGCACCUAGGUUUCCCUAGAAAUAAAUAUGGGAGGAGAAGUUGUCCCAAAGUGUGGCAGCUACAUAUCUACAGUGUACUCAAUGCUAAAUUUUUGUCCUACUGAAUGCCUCUGCAUUCCAUGAACACUUUUCCUUUCUCUAUCUUCUAGUGUCUUUACCUGCCCCACAAACUCUCCAGCAAGUGAAGGUGCCGCUCAUAAGCCGAGAAGCCUGCAAUGCUCUCUUAAACAGUGUCUCAGAGAAGGGCUUAAGAAAGGAUCCUGUCAAGCAGGAUAUGAUCUGUGCUGGUUACCCAGAAGGUGGGAAAGAUUCCUGCCAGGUAGGUUGCUCCAUGACCUGUUCUUCAUACAGCCAUCAGAGAAGGUAGACAAAGGUAGGCUCUGGCGUGAUGGCAUUAUAAAAAGAAAAAUACCUUAUGUCUUUAUGAAGAGAAUUUUACAAGAGAUUCUGCCUGAGCACUAGGAAAAUUUUCCUGAUGGUAAGAGCUGUUCAGCAGUGGAACAGACCCCCUUUGAAGGUGGUGGACUCUCCUUCCUCAGAGGUUUUUAAGCAGAGGUUGGAUGGCCAUCUGCCAAGAAUGCUUUAGCAGAGAUUCCUGCAUUGCUGCGGAUUGGACUAGAUGACUCUUGGGGUCCCUUCCAACUCCACAAUUCUAUAAAUCUACGAUUCUUUGAAUGAUUGCGUUGUGUGAACAUAGCCCUUAGCCAUUUCUUCCUAAUUUUGGUCUACCAUUGGGAGAUGGCACCUUGCAGCUUUUCAGAUUCACCUAUUUCCCCAAGAGUUCUUGUUGUUUUGUUUAAAAAUAUUUCUGUGCUGCUUGUUUUAGCAAUAAAACCUAAAAAUAUAAAAGCUUCAUAUAACCAAAACCAAGAAUAAAGCAGAUUCGAAAGAAUAAAAAAAUACUUCCUCUCUUUAAAAUAUGUAUAGCACACCUUUCUUUAAAAAAAAAAAAGUUUCCCAUACGUGUCAACUCAGAAACAAGUCCUCUUCUGUUUGGUGGGGUUAGUCUCAGGCCCCUGACCAUGAGUCAUGCUAGCUGUAAUUGUUAGGAUAUAGAGACCAACAACAUCAGGUUCCCCAUCUCCUAUUGUUGUUGUUGUUGUUUAGUCGCUUAGUCGUGUCCGACUCUUCAUGACCCCAUGGACCAGAGCAUUAUAAACCUUAUUUCAGCCCCCUUGGCUGAUCAGUAUUUGGAAUCUGUUGCUAGAGUUUUCCACCAUGGAUUCCAUGUUUUCUCCCAUCUCUUUCUCCACAGGGUGAUUCUGAAGGACCUUUGUUUGCCCCAAUGAGUCCUGUUCACUAGUUAGUUCAUUAGUUGCGUUGUUCAUUAGUUGCGUUGGUGAUGUUGAAUUGAAUAAUCCUUAUUAAUUUUUUCAAUAGUCUUUCAAACCCUACAAAGUAGAGCAAUAUUUCUACCCCUAGUGUUACAGGUGCAGUCGAAGGGGGCCAAGGCUGACAGGGUCACAGGUUAGUACCUGCCGGAGGCAAAUGAAGAUUUAUAUCGGAUGCUGGGAACUUGUUGUACUCCAGAUGUUUCUGGAAUACAACUUCCACCAUCCCUGACCAUGAGCCAUGCUGGCUGAAGCUGUUGGCAGGUGGAGCUCAGAGGCAUCUGGAGGGCCACCAGUUCCCCAUCCCUGGUUAUAAACCUCAUUCCAGCUCCCUCAUCUAAUCGGUUUUCCUAAUCAGAGUGCUCAUUGCCAUGUUCACCACAAAUCCUGUACCAUCUCCCAUCUCUUUUUCCACAGGGUGACUCCGGGGGACCCUUAGUUUGCCAGCUCAAAGAAGGUUGGAUGCAGGCUGGGAUUGUGAGCUGGGGAAGGGGCUGUGGCCAACCCUCCCGCCCAGGUGUCUACAUUUCAGUACCUUUCUAUGCCAACUGGAUCCAAGAGAGAAUACAGGGUAGAAAUGGGGGUGGUGGGGAAAUUGGUGGGCUACCCAAUGUUGUGACAUUCACCUCGGUGGCGUUUGUACUGGCCCAUUUGUGA